Molecule: messenger RNA, 2964 nt
Organism: Clupea harengus (Atlantic herring)
Lineage: Eukaryota; Metazoa; Chordata; Actinopteri; Clupeiformes; Clupeidae
Gene: slc25a43
Product: solute carrier family 25 member 43
Biological process (GO): transmembrane transport
Source: RefSeq, a predicted model, not a curated record
ACCACUACUGAAUGUAUCUCUAUGAGCUAUGAGCAUCUACCCACAGUGGUCGAAUACGAAGAAAAUGUAUGUUUAUGUUUGCACAGCUGGUACUGCAAGAAUAUGAAUAGAAGCCAGGCAAUAUAUUUAAUUAAGACAGAGGUAACUAUUCAACCACGAGGCACAUGAUAAUCAUGACAAGACAUGAGAAAUGUAUAUUCUGUGAAUUUGUGCUGGGGGAAAAAAUAUUGGGGGGUUAACAGAAAAACAGGCCAAAUAUAAUGAAAGUAGAAAUAUAAACCUAUUUUCAAAAGCAGAUUUCAACCAGGAAUUUGAGAGUGGCAGUAAAUGAGAUGAAAGCAGAGCAUACAAUUGAAGUGUCUUAACGUUGUGUCCGAAAUACCACUUUACGUCUCUAACUUAUAAAGAAGAGUCAGGAGGCUGGAUGUGUAGAUCAGUGUAUUGCUGUCUUCCCGUCCAGCAAUGGAGGUGGUUCAUAAAGCAUAUCGGUGUGUGUGUGCUGAGCAAGCUGUUAUAAGGGACCCUACUCCUCCUAUCAUUUAGUGUGUGUGGCAGUGGCGGCCCUGGCCAAUCAGAAUUAGUUUCACUCUAGGCUUCUGUUCUAACAUCAGUCAGUCUCGGUGAACGCUUCUGCUUCACACACUGAACUGCUCCAUGUUUACCAGAUAAAAAAAAACCUCUACAUUUAAUAAGUGUUUAGUUAGUUGGUGUAUGUAUUCGCGAGCUAAAUUGGAUCCACUUUGCGAGAAUAAUGGCAACUGUUAAAAAAGACGAUAGAUUGACACGCUCGCAGGGGUCCCUCUGUGUUGGUUUUGCUGGGAUUUUCAGCAAAACGGCAACUUCCCCUUUGGAGGUUGUAAAAAUUGUAAGCCAAGUAGGCACAUUUCAUAGUAAAAGAGGUUUUAUUCACAGCUUUUUACUAAUCUACCAGAAUGAAGGUCUACGUGCGUUUUGGAAGGGAAAUAUGGUUUCCUGUCUUCGACUGUUUCCUUACAGUGCAAUCCAUCUGGCAACUUAUAAGAAGAUUGUCCACCAACAUAUGGAUGGUUUGGGCCAUAUAUCACAGUGGCAAGCCAUGGUGGCUGGAGGCCUAGCAGGAAUAACUGCUGCCCUCACCACAUACCCUCUGGAGGUGGUAGAAACACGUCUCAUUGCCCAGAACUACAGGGAGUCGACCUACAGGGGUGUGCUGCACACCCUCUCUAGCAUCUACCACAACGAGGGGCUCCUGGCUCUCUAUAGGGGCUUCUCCCUCACUGUGAUUGGUGCAGCUCCAUUCUCUAUUGGCUGCUAUGCAGUUUACGUCAACCUGGAUAAGUUAUGGCAGGAGUCACACUUUCGCUUCUCUUCUCUGCAAAACUUCAUUAAUGGUUGCUUAGCAGCAGGAGUGGCCCAGACUCUGUCAUUCCCUUUUGAGACAGUGAAACGGAAAAUGCAGGCUCAGAGUUCUCACCUGCCGCAUUAUGGUGGGGUUGAUGUCCACUUCACUGGGAUGUUGGAUUGUUUCAGGCAGGUCAUCAAAACCAAGGGCAUUCUAACCUUGUGGAGUGGCCUCACAGCCAACAUGGUAAAGAUUGUUCCCUAUUUUGGCCUACUCUUUACCUGUUUUGAGAUGUGCAAACAGGUCUGCCUGUACCGCAACGGUUACAUUGUCUCCCCCCUGAGUUACAAGCUGAAACCAGGUGUGGACCAGAGUUUGGGCCCUUAUGAGUUGCAGGAGCACAGACGCUACCUCAAAAACACGAAGUUCCAGUCACAGAACUCUUCUAUAGGAAACCGUUGGUAAAGUUAAACUGGCCUAAAUCUUCGAGGACAAGUCUGCUGCUCAGUCAUCACCCAUAGACACUGUCUUGAAUUUUAAAAUGUAAAAGUGUUCUGGAGUUCUGAUGUUUUGAAUGAAGUUGUUGUUACUAGGUUGGUUUUACUGCCUAGCAUGGCAAAUACUUCUGGUGCAUCACCAGCAAUAUGUCUUGAAAUGUAUGUAGUGCUAUGUCUUGAUACCAUAGAAAUGUAUGUAGGGUUAUGUACUAUUUUCAAAAAGAAAUGCAGGCCGUCAAAGAUUUGCACACCCCGGAGGCAGAAAUUAUGUAUUAAUACCUCAGAAUGUAUGAAUGCUCUGCCAGUCACACAAAUGAGUCCAGCUACAACAAGAGUACAAUAAGGUUUUUAAGGACAAUUUUUGUGGACAUCGUACAUUUAAUAUAAUUGGCUAUUGGACUGAUCAAUAAUAUGUGGGGUCAAUACUUUUAAAAUCCAAAAAGUAUUUGGCCUCCAUUCCUGAAGGUGCCUUUCCAUAUUUAUGUUUUUCAUGUCAGUGUUCUUACUAAAAUAGAUAUUGUGGAUGCAUCUGAGGACAUGCUACCCAGAUAGCAAAUGUUGCUGUGUAAUGGAUCUGGCACUACAGGAGGUAGAGGAUUCAUUUAGUAAUCGGAAGGUUGCUAGUUCGAUUCCCCACUCCUUCUUACCAAGUGUGUAAGUGUCCUUGAGUAUGACAUUGAACCCAUUACUGCUUCUGAUGUAAAAAAUGCAGUUUCCUUGUACGUCGCUUUGGAUAAAAGCAUUUGCUAAAUGACUAAAUGUAAAAUGAUCUGACGUAAAUCUUGAAGAUCCACGCCAGAUCAAUAGUAGAUUCAUUACAGUCACUGUUGCUCAUUGAGUAAACUUCAAGGCCAUCAGAGCCCACCUCAAGAGCAAAACAAUUUACAAAAAUGACAUUGUGCCCUCACUGUUGCACUCCAUUAUGAAACUGAUGGUAUUUAAUGUUGGAGAUGUUUGAUAACUUUUAAAUGUGUGCAAGACCUUUUUUUUGUUAUAAUUGUUCAUAAUGCUUCACAUAAUAAGAAUUACUCACUCUAACUUAUUCAUACAAAUGUGUCCAUAUCAUUUAAUCUGCAUUCAAUCAGGGCAGUACAGCUGAUGAUUAAUGUAUCUGUAAUGAAGAGAUUAAAACAGGUUUUCAAGUUA